UCUACUUAGACUUAACCUCCGUUUGUAAAUGCAGCUCACGGUGGCUGGAGCAACUGGUCCGACUAUGAGCUGUACGAGGAGUGCCCAGUGAUGUGCGGUGGCAGCACUGGCAUGGCCUUCAAGACACGAUCAUGCACCAACCCAGCUCCCAGGAACGGCGGCAACGAAUGUGAUGGAGAGGACACCCAGGAGAUGGUCAUCCCCUGCAACACUGACGUCUGUGGAGACCGAUGCCCAACUGACUCUGUCAAAUACCACGCCCACCCAACUGUCCCACACAACUACUACCAGUGCGAUCCCGGCCACAAGAAGGCUUUCCUGAAGAACUGCACAGACGGAACCGUCUUCAACGUCGAACGCCACACCUGCGUCCACGCUAAUGCACAACACGGAGAUUGCUUCCACGGUCAGAUGGCGGCCCAUCCCACAGAGUGCGGCAAGUUCUUGUCUUGCGUUCACGGCCAGAUGAAUGAGAUGCCCUGCCCAGGUGGACUCCACUACAACAGGGUGACCAAGACCUGCGACUGGCCAUCAAAGGCUAACUGCGAGUCCCAGUAAAUCUCUGUAUCUUGAGCAAUGGAAUAAAUGGAAAGCAAAUUUCA
Messenger RNA from Haliotis rubra (blacklip abalone), 602 nucleotides. Its product is annotated as peritrophin-1-like. The record is from RefSeq and is a predicted model, not a curated record. Gene Ontology annotation, cellular component: extracellular region. Gene Ontology annotation, molecular function: chitin binding. The transcript has 2 exons. NCBI's taxonomy places the organism in Eukaryota, Metazoa, Mollusca, Gastropoda, Lepetellida, Haliotidae. Bases 91 to 558 code for a protein of 155 amino acids.